Messenger RNA from Lycium ferocissimum, 807 nucleotides. RefSeq names its product transcription factor CYCLOIDEA-like. The transcript has a single exon. Gene Ontology annotation, molecular function: DNA-binding transcription factor activity; sequence-specific DNA binding. The coding region runs from base 82 to 807 and encodes 241 amino acids. Gene Ontology annotation, cellular component: nucleus. Gene Ontology annotation, biological process: regulation of secondary shoot formation. The record is from RefSeq and is a predicted model, not a curated record. Lineage: Eukaryota; Viridiplantae; Streptophyta; Magnoliopsida; Solanales; Solanaceae.
UUGCUCUAAAAAGCUUUUUGUUUCUUCAAUAUUUUAGUCAAAAUAUAUUCCACAACCCUAACUAAAUUUGCUUUGACCGAAAUGUUCCCUGCCAGUAAUAGUAGUACUGGGAACCCUGUUCCUCAGUACACUUCCUCUUCCUUUCAUAGCUCUUCACCCUUUCUUGGCCUCAAUGGAAACCAAAUUCUCCUUCAUCAAUAUUACCAAAAUCAGUUCUCUAGCCACUACCUGGCAAAGAACACGGGAUUCUCAGCAAACAAUAUUAUCAACUGUCCAAAUAACAAUCAAGAUCAUUGUGACAAUUCCUUCAGGUCAUUUCCCAUCAAGAAGAAAAUCAAGAAAAAAGAGAGGUGUAGUAAGAUUUUGACGGCUCAAGGUCCAAGGGAUCGGAGAGUAAGACUCUCCAUUGGUAUUGCUCGAAAGUUCUUUGAUCUUCAAGAAAUGCUAGGUUUUGACAAACCAAGCAAAACAAUGGAUUGGCUAUUCACAAACUCCAAACUAGCCAUUGAGGAGUUGACUAAUUGGUUAACUCUUCGGGAUCAUCAGUCAAAGAUUUCAGGUUCGAUCCCUAACCCCAUCAACUCACUUCGAAGUAGGAGCUUAAACUCAAGUACUACAAUGAACCUGAUUAGGUUAUCUCUGAGGUCGGCCCCCUCUAACCUCGUGAGCCCUGUCCUGCUUUGCCUUAAACUAGAACUCCAAAACCAAGUUACCAAAAUAAGCUCCCCAAGGUCGCACCUAAGAUCCAAAAGAAUGCUUGAGAACUUUUUUUCUUUAAGACACCAUCACCCGCGUUAUAAUGCUUGA